This is a messenger RNA of Rhagoletis zephyria (snowberry fruit fly), 2797 nucleotides long. Its product is annotated as A disintegrin and metalloproteinase with thrombospondin motifs 7-like. The record is from RefSeq and is a predicted model, not a curated record. Gene Ontology annotation, molecular function: metalloendopeptidase activity. Gene Ontology annotation, cellular component: extracellular matrix. Gene Ontology annotation, biological process: proteolysis; extracellular matrix organization. NCBI's taxonomy places the organism in Eukaryota, Metazoa, Arthropoda, Insecta, Diptera, Tephritidae.
GUUUUUCAUUUUUAUUUUAGCUAUUUUUUAGGUAAAUUAAUUUAAUUCACAUAUGAAUGUAUAUCAUAAUUUAUGUGCGCAUAUUUCUGGCAUUACUAAAACGAAAGCUUAUUUAUAUGUAUAAACUGAAGCAUUUAAAGAAAUAAUAAAGAAUGUCGAUGUUGCCAUGUUUAAGUUAAAUGUAAAGGUUUACAUUCUUAUUGACAACGGUUAAAGUGGAUUUGGCAUCGAAAAGAAGAAAACAACAACAACAAUAACAGCUACAGCUACACUGACAAUUUCGACUAAACGCAGGGAUGCAAGUAUCAGUGUGACUCAGACUGUUUUUUUUUCUAUAAUUACGAUGGAGCUGUUCGCCUACAUUUUACCUUCCAUACUACAAUGGCUGUGCAUAUAUGGCACUUCUGCGGCAGACGUCCUGUACGGAUUGCAUUCUGACGAACUCAAAUCCGGUGCACUUAUCGUUCCAAGGCGUGUUAAUGAACGUGGAGAAUUCCUGACUCACGAUUUGGCCUAUCGCCAUGACCAAAACUAUCGCUCUGAACAUAGCCGUCGUCGUCGAAAUGUGGCUAAAAGUAUUGAAAAAGUACACUACAGACUGGAUGUGGAAAAUCAGACUAUACAUCUUGAAUUAGAACCACACAGUUAUUUUAUGGCACCGAACAUGGUUAUCGAGAGACAUCGAAGAGAUAUUCGGACUCGUCAAAUGGCUAUAAAAGGCACCGACUGUCAUUUUCAUGGCAAAGUGCGAGGGCAUUUCGAGUCAAAUGUAGCGAUAUCCGCAUGCGAAGGAUUGGUCGGUCACAUUAAAACAAAAAAUCAUGAAUACUACAUUGAACCCUCGAAAAACGGUCACGCUGACACAGUAAAUGGGCGUCCCCAUGUACUAUUUAAUAGAUCAUCUUUAAAAGUAAAGAAGCAGAACAUUAGUAAAUCAAUAAGCAAUGAGAACCACAAACAAAAACAAAAGCAACGAGAGGCGCUCAUCAGCAAUUGCGGUACUAAGGAGCCCAAGUUACAUAGCGAAACACGGCUGGAAUGGCACGCGCAGGGAAAGGUCAAAAUUCAAGGUGGUAGAAAAUUGCGACAACAAAAUGUACACCAAAGAAUAAAACAUCAGCAUCAGCAUCGACACCGACAUCUCCAUAAACAUGAACAUCAUCAGCAACAACGACAACAACAUAAAAACUCAUUGCAAAAUAUGCUAAAGCGACGUCAUCGGAAGUAUCAUCAACUAUCUGAACCGCCAUCGCAGCAGUCACCGCCGAAUGCAGAAAUGGAAUUCAAAUAUGAGACUGCAACAGAUGAGAUUAAAGCGAUCAGCGGCAACAAAACUGAUUUCUUCAUUCCCUCUCACUUCGUUAAGCAAAAUAGUGAGGCCGCCACAACAACAAGCACCAACAACAUUGCCGCCAACGUUCAGAACAACAACAAUAGAGACGACGACAAUAAACAAAGUUUAAAUAUGGGAAACGGAAAACGCACAAAACGUUCAAUUAGCAGCCCACGUCAUGUGGAAGCGUUAAUAGUGGCAGAUGCAACGAUGGUCGCCUUUCAUCACAAAUUGGAGACAUAUCUCCUAACCAUAAUGAAUAUGGUAUCGGCGCUGUACAAGGAUCCCAGCAUUGGCAAUUCAAUUGAGAUUGUCGUCGUCAAAAUGAUUUUGCUGGAAGAGUACGAAGCGCAUCCAGAUCUUAAUCUGACGCAAAAUGCCCAAAAGAAUUUGGAUACAUUUUGUAGCUGGCAGCACAAACUGAAUACAGUCAAUAAAGACGAUACAUAUCAUCACGAUGUUGCCAUUCUCAUAACAAGGACGAAUAUAUGUGGCAACAAUUGCAUGACUCUCGGAUUGGCUAAUGUGGGUGGCAUGUGCAAGCCGAAGCAGUCCUGCAGCGUCAACGAGGAUAAUGGUAUCAUGCUGUCACAUACAAUCGCACAUGAACUGGGACACAAUUUCGGCAUGUUCCACGAUACCGCAAAAAUCGGAUGCCAUCCUCGAAUCGGCUCAAUUGUUCACAUAAUGACUCCGACUUUUGGGGCGGAUACCUUGCAAGUUAGCUGGUCGAAUUGCAGUCGGAAAUAUAUUACACAAUUUCUCGACCAGGGGCUAGGCAAUUGUUUAGAUAAUACACCAACUGCGGUAAAAAAAUACGUUUACCCUGCUCUACCUCCCGGAGUACUUUUCGACGCCGAGCGGCAAUGCCGGUUGCAGUUCAAUCUUACGGACUCCGACCUCGAUGCGUCAUCGUGUACGUCCAUGAAUGAAAUCUGUUCGGCUUUGUGGUGCAGAGUGAAUGGCGAAUGCGUAACGAAUAUGCGGCCGACGGCACCGGGAACCAGUUGUGGUGAUGGAAAGUGGUGCCAGAAUGGCAAGUGUGUGCCUAUUGAGCAAGCUUUGCCCAUUAACGGCAAUUGGGGCAAUUGGUCUCAGUGGAGUGAAUGCUCGAGAACUUGCGGUGGAGGCGUGUCUACGCAAAAACGGGAAUGCAACAAUCCGGUUCCGGCGAAUGGGGGUCUCUUUUGCAUCGGUGAGAGAAAAAGAUAUAAAAUAUGCAACUAUCAACCAUGCCCGGCGGGGGAGGUCAGUUUUCGAGCAAAGCAAUGUUCAAAGUAUGACAAUGUGUGCUAUCAGGGUGGAACUUAUAAAUGGCAACCAUUUUUCGAUAAAAAGAACCCGUGCAAGUUGCAGUGUACUGAUGUCGACGAUACGAUUAUAGCAAACUGGGGUGAAAUGGUGGCAGAUGGGACUCCUUGUCGCGUUGGCACCAAUAAUAUGUGCAUCGAUGGAAUUUGCAAG